AUGGGUAAUCAACAAGCUUCGAAAUCUCUUACGGAUAGAGACGUGCAAAUUUUGAUUGAGACUAGUGGAAAAAGUGAAAGAGAAAUUCUUCAAUGGUAUACAGAAUUUCAUGAAGAUAGUCACGGAACUGAUCGAAUGAAUAAACGACAAUUCCAAAACUAUUAUUUGAAACUACGCAACCGACCCAAUUUGCAACAAAUCACGGAUCAUAUUUUUCGUGCAUUUGAUAUCGAUCAAUCCGGUACAAUUGACUUCAAUGAAUUCCUCAUUGCCUAUAUUGCUACAAGCGAAGGUACACCACGUCAGAAAUUUACUUAUGCGUUCGAAGUCUACGAUAUGAAUGAUGACGAAAUCAUCGAAAAGAAAGAAAUCAAGAAGAUUUUAAACAUCAUCUGUCGACUACUUGGCUUUUCGGAGCAUGAUGCUGCGAGUUAUUCUCGAUCGAUGAUGCUUUCCUUCGAUACGAAUCGUGACAGAGUCUUGAGCAAAAGCGAGUUUGUUGAAGGAUGUCUACACGAUCCGACAUUAGGCAAAUUAUCGAAUCCAUUCGAUCUCUGA
Messenger RNA from Adineta ricciae, 558 nucleotides. Lineage: Eukaryota; Metazoa; Rotifera; Eurotatoria; Adinetida; Adinetidae. The record is from the annotation of a GenBank genome assembly.